Messenger RNA from Dreissena polymorpha, 1201 nucleotides. RefSeq lists its product as uncharacterized. The record is from RefSeq and is a predicted model, not a curated record. Lineage: Eukaryota; Metazoa; Mollusca; Bivalvia; Myida; Dreissenidae. The transcript has 8 exons. The coding region runs from base 42 to 671 and encodes 209 amino acids.
AACUCGGAACCGUUUACGUGUCUUCUGUCACAACAUACAAGAUGGCGGACAACAACGCUAACGUUGCUACUAGUAGAAAUCGUUGGUCCGAACAGGAGGAAACUGUAAUAGCCCAGGAAAUAAUUAAAAACUAUGAUGUCCUGUUCGGCCCAAUGACCGGUUGUGGCGCACUCAAAAUUGGAGAGGUUCGAAGGAGAGGCUGGGAAGCCGUGGCAAAUGUUCUAAACUGCCAAUUUUCCACCUAUAAGCGCGCAGGUUCAGAGGUGAAGAAAAAAUACUAUAACAUGAAAGACAAAACAAAGACAAAAAAUGAUGAGAUGAGGAGGCCAGGCACUGGAGGAGGGCCCCGGGUGAAAGAGUUCACCAUUCCGGAGGGGAUUCUCCUUCAGCAUUUUGGGGAUUCCGCCUCUGUGGCAGGGGUCCCCAAUGCAAUUGACACUGAUGCUCCAGAGGGUGCUUCAAUCAACAUAAUUGAACUGGGCAAGAUGCCAAUAGAUGGUAGCACUUGCAUGACGUUCAAGAUAGAUGAAAGAGGACUAGGAGCUCAGAAGACGUCAAGUGUAUUCCAACGUGCAGUGGAAGAUGAAGCUGGGCCAUGCUCAUCAGGGACCAAGACCAAUACCAAAUCAAUGAAAAUGGCCAACAAAAACCAGAGUAAAAGAGGUCACUAGGUCAAAGUCACAGUGACAGAAAUCGUAUUCACACAAUGGCUGCCACUACAAUGGACAGCCCAUAUGGGGGGCAUGCAUGUUUUACAAACAGCCCUUGUUAAUAUAAAUUUGUCAUUUUACUUGAGAAGAUGAAUGUUAUUCUUACUUAAAUAGAUGGAUGUUAUUCUUUUCAUUAUUUGUUUAAAUUGUAAAAACCUGUUGACUAAGUGUUGUCUUACAAUGUUACCAACAUGGUAUCCAUAUAUGUCAACAUUUUAUACAGUAAUAUAUGUCACUGCUGUUGCCAAUAUUCAAAUAGCUUACUAUCUAUAAGUGUAUUUGUUUGAAUUAUUGCUGGUAUCAGCCCAUCGUGUACCUUAUUAGACAAUUAUGUUUGUAAACUACCAUUUCUGUUGUUCUCUUGUUUAAUUAAAUAUAACUAUUUGCAGUAACAAUAAAUUGCUGUGGAUAUUUGUUAGUAAAAAUAUCUUGUUUGUACUGUAAUUGCAUUUUCUGUUAGUGAUUAUCUAGUACUACAUAUUUCACAGAUU